Molecule: messenger RNA, 1088 nt
Organism: Microstroma glucosiphilum
Lineage: Eukaryota; Fungi; Basidiomycota; Exobasidiomycetes; Microstromatales; Microstromataceae
Exons: 3
Coding region: 110-928 (272 amino acids)
Biological process (GO): transport
Molecular function (GO): transporter activity
Source: RefSeq, a predicted model, not a curated record
GCUCUUGUGGCAACACUUGUCCAACUAUAGCCACCCGCUGCAGCAGCGCAACAUCGUAAAGAUACUCUUUCUGGUGCCUCUUAACAUCAUUGCUUCAUGGACACGCUAUAUGUGGUACCCACAGUCUUCUGCCUUCGACGUUAUCAGCGCUUGCUAUGAAGCCCUCGUCGUCGUGAGCUUCUUUACGCUCCUUUUACAGUAUCUUGGGGACACAUUCGCUCAGCAAGAGGAUGUCUUCCGAAAGGUCAGGCUGCUACAAGGUCCCUUUCCGGGGGGCUGGUGGGAGACUCGAACCAAGUCAGGACUAGGAUUUCUCAGAUUUAUGAAAGUGGCUAUCUUGCAGUAUGCGAUCUGCCUACCCAUUUGUACCGUGGUCGCAAUCCCACUUCGAUCAGUCCAUUGGGACUGUGAAGAAUCGUGGCUGCCAGGAGUCAUCAAUACAUGGCUCUCUAUCACCUUGCACAGCUCGAGCAUCGUAGUGAUGUACUGCCUCGUCGUGUUCUACUGCACGAUAGCCGACCGCAUCAAGUCUCACGGUGCACUUCUCAAGCUCGUCUCCGUCUUAGCUACCAUGGUUUUGUGCUUCCUGCCAGGAAAGGUAGUCACGAACAACUGGAUAGAGCUUCAAGCCGAGUUGGACAGAGUUUUCUCUGCUGUCAGAAUGGCCUUGAUUGCCCUUUUGCACCUGAAGGCCUUCAGCUACAGCGCCUAUAGAGCUCACGAUCAAGCUAAGACAUCCAGAUGGCGAGCCGCCCUAGAUGCAAUUAAUUGUCGGGAUCUCUCUGCGCAGAUGGAGGACUUUAGACGGAUUGUCACGCGAGACGACCGAGAACAUGGCUAUAUCGUGCUGGACGACGUCAGUACUGAGACAUCGCAGCCCCAGGCGACGGCUAGGUCUUGGACUGACAUGCCUGAAGAGACCGCCUGAACUACGGCAGAAGGGCAGAACGACGGAGCAUGUGUCGAAGCCGGCGAUGUCCUUGCUCAAAGCAUCGACUGCUUCAACUGCGACAGACUUGUGUGACUGCGAUGACGGGGUCCGUCGCCAAGGUGUGUACCACCACUGUAAUCAAGCCUUUGGGGGGAAG